Messenger RNA from Cinara cedri, 2007 nucleotides. The record is from the annotation of a GenBank genome assembly. NCBI's taxonomy places the organism in Eukaryota, Metazoa, Arthropoda, Insecta, Hemiptera, Aphididae.
AUGUGCAACGUUUGUGAGAAAUUAAGUCUAUUGAUGUAUUUUUUAAAGGAUUCGCCUUCGGCGAUCAAAAGAUGCCCGGUAAUAGUAAGUAUUGUAUACCUAUUAUAACUACAAAAUAUUAGGACACGGUCAAAUAUUUAUUGCGUGUCCGUUGUCCACUGUCCACUAUAACGUUCGAUAUUUUUGAUUUUAGGGCGAAUUCGCUUACAAAAAUCUGACAAUGGACGCAGAUAAGUUUGGAUCUACGUUUGGUUUACCGGGAGAAAGAUGGUGGGAAUAUUAUUGGAGAACGACCGCUCUAUUUUACACCGGAGAAAACGUAUUGUUCGCUACUUGGAAGCUGGAUAAUUAUUUUAUAGAGUUUCGUAACCGUAAUCGUAAGCCUAUAUUGUAACGUUACUAUAGGUGUCUAUACGUUUCUAGAAUUGCUAAUGUACACCAGCAAUAUAAUAUUAUUUACUUAUUUCUGAAAUAAUAGUUUUCAGAACAAUAUUAUAAGUGCUGAAGCAGACGCACUAAUGCAAAUAUUGAUAUUUAUUAACUGUUUGUCAUCUUAUUAUUCACGUUUGAGUAGUAUUAUGACCAUCACUGUGCACUUCGUAAUAAAAUUGAAUAAUACAACCAAUAUAAUAUAAAGCAUUUUUUUUCAUUCGGUCUAUUUGCGUAUUUAAUAUAAUGUAACAAUAUUAUGUAAAAUGUAUGUAUGCUACGUUAAUAUCUAAUAUCAUUUACCAGUAAUCAUUCCCUGUACAGUAACCCUAUAAAAUAGCAUAGGCGUGUCCAGACAAUUCUCGCAGUUCGUAAAACACUUUUUAUUUUCCUCGCAUGUAUAAGUAUAUAACAAUAAACAAAUAAAAUGCAAAUAAUAAUAAAUGAUUAGAUAUUAUUGCACUUGAAUAGUUUCCAGAAAGGUAAGUCAAUAAUAUAUAAACUCACAACUAGGCGUUGAACAAUCGAUGGAAAAAAAAUACGAAUACAGACAAAAUAUAUUACAAAUGUUUGUGAACUUAAAAAAACGCAUAGGAUAGUAUCAAUAGCGAUAGUUUGUAUAAUACAGUGUAUGAAUUUCGAUCCCUAAACAACUAAUAUCACUAACAAAAACGUGUAUGAAUGGGAUCACGUCUUAUCAAGUAAGAGCGAACUACAUAGUUUUGAAAGAAUUCGAAGGGACGACUAGGCUCACCCAAGGUGAUGCACAAUCACCAAUAUUGUUCAACAUUGUAUUGGAAAAAAGUGAUAUGUAGAGUACAAAGUGUAAUAAGUUUGUAAUUAAUAGUGGCAAAAUCACGUCUGAUGUGCUGGAAUUCGCAGACGAUCUGAAUCUAAUUGAAGAGAAUAAGGAAAUCAUAGUGCAAAAUACAAAAACACUCAUAUAUGAAGCAAAAAAUAUUGGUCUAAAAAUAAACGAGAAAAGACGAAAGUAAAUGAAAACGUUGACCGAUAGCGAUGAGGAAUACUUUACGAUGGAGAACUACGAAAACAUAGAACUUUAAAUAUUUAGGAGUAACAAUCACUGGUAUAUAAAUGACUGGAAUGCUGAAAUAGCCAACCGCUUACUCAAAGCAGAACGGAUAUUUUUUGCGUAAAUCAAAUAUUUCAAAUUCUAUAUGUAUGUCUAUUGGCACAUGACUAUUAUAAGACCAACAUUAACCUAAUGGAUGUUAAAUAUGGCCGAUGGCGGUGCAAAUUGAACAAAAAUUGAGAAACUUUGAGCAUAAAAUAUUUAAAAACAAAUCGUGGACCUACAGUGUUUGAUAGCAUAAUAAAUAUAUGGAUUAGAUGGAAGAACGUGAAAAUGAGGGAAAUUGCCAAAGUAUUUUAUACAAUCCAGUGGUUUGGACACACAAUGCAAAGAAAACACCAAAUCAAGCUAGGGCGUUUAUCGAAUCAGGAAGAAGGCCAAGGAAGCGAUGGAUGGAUGGAGUGCAUCAAGAUCUGGAGGAAAGAGAAAUGACGGAUUGGGAAGAGAGGAUCGAUACAGGAUCUUGGAGUACUGGAGGUCGUUGA